Ilex paraguariensis (yerba mate) is the source of this 1191-nucleotide messenger RNA. Lineage: Eukaryota; Viridiplantae; Streptophyta; Magnoliopsida; Aquifoliales; Aquifoliaceae. The record is from the annotation of a GenBank genome assembly.
AUGGCUCUAAAGGCAAAGAAAGUGAAGAAACAAGUCUCAGGUGACAAAGAUGCCACCAUCACAAGGCCAUGGCCUGAUCUUCCCCAACAACUCCUCCAAUUAAUAUCGAGGCAAUCGACACUAAUGCAAAGAAUCAGUUAUCGGGGUGUCACGAAAUCAUGGAGGGCAUCACCAAGACAAUGCAACACUAGAGGAAAAUCACCAUGGCCCCAACUAUCCGAUGAUGGUGAUCAUGUUUGGAGCGAUGACAAAUCUCAUCCGAACUUUUUCAACAUCUCGUUUCAUCACGGUUGCAUUUGGUGGUAUGGUCGGAAGCCUCCCGAGUACUGUUAUUACCAUUGGACACAUUUUGUGGGCUACUGUUAUGGUUUACUAGUUACUAGAGGCAAAGAAUUGUGUCUUUGUGAGCCUAAUAAAAGAAUUUCGUGUCGUCUUCCACCUUGGGAUGACAAUAUUCCUAUUAAAUUUAUCACUCUAUCUUCAUCUCUUAAAAAUGCUGUACUUAGUGCACGAGAGUCCCGUCAUUACAGGAUUUGGGGAGGGUUUGAUGUAGACUGUAUUGUGUUGGUGUUAACAGGCAUUUGCUCUCCGGCUUUUGUGUACCACAUAAGGUAUGGAAGAGGUGAAUUGGAAUGGAAGAGCCAAGACUGCACUGUCAUUGACCCGUAUGGUUCAGAUCAGCAGUUUAUGAAAUUCAGUAAUGUCAUACACUUUGAAGGAAAGUUCUAUGCAUUGAGUUUGCAAGGAACACUUGCAGUUAUAAAAUUCAUCGAUUCUCGUCUUAGUAUCACCUCCAUAAGUACAAGCAGAGCUGUUCCUUCUGUAUUCUCAAAACAUUUUAGAGAAUAUUUAGUUGAAUCUGAUGGGGAAAUCUUACUGGUUUUCUUAAUCUCUACAAAAUCUAUGAACUUAGUUGAUGAUGUUGAGGUUUUUCGGCUUGAAUUUUCUAGAUUGGCAUGGGUUAAGAUGGAGAGCCUUGGGGAUAGGACUCUGUUUGCUGGGGCUAAUUGUUUUAUCUCUGUAAGUGCAAGCAAAGUGGGAUGUAGGAGAAAUUGCAUUUAUUUUACUCACAAGAGUGCUGAUGGUUGGUGGGUAUAUGAAAUGGAGAGUGGUAGCAUCUCAGCUGGUUGGGACACUGCUGAAUCUGUGACAAAAUCUCCAGUUUGGGAUCAAACAACAACCGAAGAAUAA